Ambispora gerdemannii is the source of this 994-nucleotide messenger RNA. NCBI's taxonomy places the organism in Eukaryota, Fungi, Glomeromycota, Glomeromycetes, Archaeosporales, Ambisporaceae. The record is from the annotation of a GenBank genome assembly.
AUGGCAACUUUAAUAAUAACUACUCAAAAAAAGUUUAUCAAAAUCUCAUCACCAUUAUCACCAUUAUUACAACAAAAUAUGUCUCCUUGCUGCUUAACGACAAAGUUGUCCUCAUUAUCACUACGUCGACAAAGCUCUCGUAAUUAUUUCGUUGUGCAUUCUCCGUCAUCUUUACAAGUGUCCUCUUCUUCGUUAAAUAAUAGUAUUUCACAGCAAAAGAAGAGUUUCAGUUUAUUGAAUAGAACAGCAACAGUAAUAGUGCCACCUCACCUAAGGCAAAAAAUGCCAAAACAGCAGUCUAGACACGCGAACACAUCUAUUCGAUUAAGAUAUGAUGAUUUCGGGAUAAUAGAUCCAUUCUCACAACCUGCAAAAAUGCCAUCGCCACUCAAGCCAUUAUUUUACUACGUUAUAUAUAGGCGUCUAUCGAAUUUUUUCAAAAAUACGUUCAAUGUCGGCUUAAUGUACCUCGCAGAGCGUAAAUCUAAAAAUGUUGAACGGUGGAAUCCGAUAAGGUUUAAAAAAAAUGCACUAGAUAAGUACAAAGAAAUGAACUUGCACUAUGCUGCAGGAAAUCUCAAAGCAUUAUCGAAAAUCUGUCACGAACAAAUGACACUUAAAAGCCAGUUAAAGCAACGGACUAUUGGUAAUUACAUAUGGGAAUUUUUGGACUUGGUGGAUCGACCAAAGAUUGUGAAUAUCCGGUCGGUGCAGUUAGGUGCAUAUGCUGAGCUUACUUUGCAACAGGUGAUUGUGAGGUUCCAUUCUGAACAGAACGGUAAAUUAAUAGGUGGUGGCCCAACAAAAUACUACAAAGUUCUCGAACAUGUCGUAUUCCAACGAUGUCUCUGGGAAAAUGAACCUAAUUGGUUAAUCUAUGGAUAUUACUUUUUGCCGAUGCCACAACUGCCACCCCUGCCACCCGACUAUAUAUUAGGCAAAGGAACCGCGGAAGGUGAAAGUACCUACAAGAAAAUUUUAAAUAAGGUUCUUG